Messenger RNA from Conger conger (European conger), 1662 nucleotides. Its product is annotated as protein FAM180A-like. Bases 198 to 692 code for a protein of 164 amino acids. Lineage: Eukaryota; Metazoa; Chordata; Actinopteri; Anguilliformes; Congridae. The transcript has 3 exons. The record is from RefSeq and is a predicted model, not a curated record.
GAGAGGGGGAUGGAGUGAGAGAGAGAGUGGGUGUGCAGUGGGAGUUGUAGAUUGCGGGACACGCUGCGGCAGGACUCCCCAGCGUAAGACCGUCUCAGGGUGGUGGAGUGUGGGAUACGGUAGCAGACGGUGCAGUUAGCGUGCACUCUGUGCGUUGUCCGGUCGCGGUGCGGGGACGUUUCUCUCCACCGCUCGCCAUGCUCCGCUGGGCGGUCCUGAUCGCCGCCGCGCUCCACUGCGGCCUGUACACCUGUGCGGACGGCCUCCGCCACAAAGUACUGUACCCUGCAGCUCAUAGAGUGAAGAGGGGACUGGUUAACCCCACCUUCCAGCACUCAGUAGAAGAUGUCAAACUGCUCUUUGAGAUCCUGCUGGCGGGCUUCCGGAUGGAGGACGAUCGCGGCGCCUUCUCCGUGCGGGACGAGGAACUGGCCUCCCUGCGCCAGACACAGGAGCUCGCCAACAUCUGCGACGAAGUCCUACCCCGGAAACUGACCGACAUCCGCCGCCUCACCGCCCAGCUGUCCCGGUACCAGGGCCACCUCCGCAGGCCGGACUUCGAGCGAACAGUGCUGACCAUGGUCUACACCGCCUACCAACUCGCGCACACCACGGGGCAGCAGAGAGACUGGUGGGCCGAGUCUUUUCUCAGCCUGUUCAGCGCCAUAAAACAUGACCUGACGGUGCAAUGAAUCCGUGUUCGUCGUCAUAUGUAUAAACCAUGUAAAACUAUAUUUUUACUCUUGACAUUCAGACAUACAAACCAUGAAAGCAAAUAUAUUCACACGUAGCCACGAACACGGGUGAUGUGGUUGUUUGUAACUGCUGGCUAGCCUCCAAAUAAUGCACAACUUUCCCUUUGACAUCUUGCUUUUAAAAGGUUAAAAACUAUAUUUUAAAUCUGAAUUUGGCAUUAAGGCAUGCAGAUUAUGAAAGCAGAAGUAUUGUUCUACAAAAUAUAGAUUAAAGUUUAUGUGAAAUUGGCUGUCGUGACUUACGGCUGAUAGGACGGGUGACAUAUAUAGCUUAUUUUAAGAAAGUUAGAGCAUUGCAUUUCAGUAUCGCUAUACCUUUCACUAGAUAGAAGCAGGCGCUGCUAAACAAACCUCAAUCGUUUGAUUCAAUUGGUGGCGUCUUAAUACCACAUGGGGUCGCUGUGUUCAGUAACACACGUCUCACGCUAGUACAUCUCAUAACCUAUUAGGUUACAGUGUGCUGCUGUUGAGGAAAUUAACUGAUUGAUUCGAAUGUUUGGGUUCAUGCGGAAUAUAUUUGAAUACCAAAACUAUUACUCAUGCAGGGAAAGCGCAGAAAGUCAGAAUGUGCCCGUCACAAGAUCGCACACCUAACAAAUUCACUCUUCUAAGAUUCAUAGACUGCCGGAGAAUUUGCGGUUGUGAUUAGAUGGCCAUUAUUUCUAAAUGGGGGAGUCCCAACUGUAGCUUCAUUACGACACUGAGCUAAUGAAUCAAAAGGGGACAAGGGGGAGAUUUAAAAACAAAAACACCUCCUGCACAUCCGCACACUUGAUGUUGGAGACAUACAGUACAAUUGUUGAAAUUAUUUUGCUUUAUAUUAUUGCAUCUUUACAAUUGUUAUGCAUUUGUUAUGUGUGAGAUCAAUUUACAACUUACAAAUGUAAUAAAAACGCAUAUACUGAAA